Aspergillus terreus NIH2624 is the source of this 1035-nucleotide messenger RNA. RefSeq names its product zinc-binding alcohol dehydrogenase family protein. NCBI's taxonomy places the organism in Eukaryota, Fungi, Ascomycota, Eurotiomycetes, Eurotiales, Aspergillaceae. The record is from RefSeq and is a predicted model, not a curated record. The coding region runs from base 1 to 1035 and encodes 344 amino acids. Gene Ontology annotation, molecular function: oxidoreductase activity, acting on NAD(P)H. The transcript has 2 exons.
AUGGAACAAAACAGAGCAGCUAUCAUAAAGGAGCCGCACGGCCCGGUCGUCGUUGAGCCGGUAGAGACCUGGGUUCCAGGUCCUGGAGAAGUCUUGGUACGGAACGAAGCCAUCAGCUUCAAUCCCAUCGAAGCUAAGAUUCAAAAAUGGGACAUGUUCAAGAGCACCUAUCCGGCUAUCACUGGCUUCACCUUCGGCGGCACAGUGCUCCAAGUUGGCCCAGAGGUGACAUCUGUGCAGCCGGGGGAUCGAGUCGCUGUUGCGCGCUGGGGAUGGACAGGAAGCGAGAACAAGUUCGGUGCUUUUCAGAAAUAUCCUCUGGCGCUGGAGCAGAAUUUGAUCAAGCUCGAACCGCACGUUUCGCUCCAUACGGCAGCCGGAGUCAUCGCCAACCUCUCGACGGUGGUGGCCGCACUGUCCAUCUGUAUGGGACUGGAGUUUCCUCCGGUGACGGAGAAGGCGAAGCGUAACGGUCAACGCAUCUUCAUCUACGGUGGAUCAUCAUCAGUCGGUAGUCUUGCAGUGCAGUACGCUUCCGAUGCUGGCUACGACGUGGUCACUACGUCGUCUCCCCAUAACCAGGAGAUGGUUCAAGCGCGAGGGCCGUCCUAUAUUAUUGACCAUACCCAACCGAGAGACAAACUCCUCGCAGACAUCCACGCUCACGAGCCUUACGCGGGGAUCUUUGAUGCCAUCGGUGCCCCUGAGGUGACUGAACUCAUGGGACAGCUGCUUGCAAAAAGUGGAGGGCUGUUCUUUUCGACGAGUCCUACUCCCGUGGAUGACCAGUUGCCAAAGAACGUGGAGAAGAAGUGGUUUGGAUACUCUGAGGUAUUAGUGUCUGAUCCGCAGAACCGAAAUGCCAGGAAGUGGUAUCUGGAAGAGUAUCUGCCUACGGGAUUGCACAAUGGAAUUAUACGCUCUAACCCUGCCUUGCAUGUUCCUGGGGGACUCGAGUCCGUGCAGGAGGCUUUGGACUUGCUGUACGAUGGAAAGGUUAGCGGGAAGAAGGUCUUUGUGAAUCCGCAGGAGUAG